Molecule: messenger RNA, 748 nt
Organism: Myripristis murdjan (pinecone soldierfish)
Lineage: Eukaryota; Metazoa; Chordata; Actinopteri; Holocentriformes; Holocentridae
Product: ubiquitin-conjugating enzyme E2C
Exons: 7
Coding region: 73-594 (173 amino acids)
Source: RefSeq, a predicted model, not a curated record
AGCCGCCGGUUUAAACGGAGGGGCGGGAGGAGGCUCACUUUGAAUCCGACCGAGGAGCCGACAGGAGGAGACAUGGCCUCUCAGAACAUGGACCCUGCAGCCGCCGCAUCCACCGCCGCCCUGAAGGGCAGCGACACCGGGGGCAGCGCCGCCAGGGGCUCGGUGUCCAAGAGACUGCAGCAGGAGCUGAUGACCCUGAUGAUGUCGGGUGAUAAGGGCAUCUCUGCGUUCCCAGAGUCAGACAACCUGUUCAAGUGGAUCGGGACGAUCGACGGGGCCCCGGGCACGGUGUACGAGGGCCUGCGGUUCCGUCUGUCCCUGGACUUCCCCAGUGGUUACCCCUACAAAGCUCCGCGUGUGAAGUUCCUGACUCCGUGUUUCCAUCCCAACGUGGACGAGCAGGGCUUCAUCUGCCUGGACAUCCUGAAGGACAGGUGGUCCGCGCUCUACGACACACGCUCCAUCCUGCUGUCCAUCCAGAGCCUGCUGGGAGAGCCGAACAACGAGAGUCCGCUGAACCCCGCCGCCGCCGAGCUCUGGGACAACCAGGAAGGUGAGGCCGCCGGGGCUCAUGGGAGAUGGAGUUUAGGCUGAUGGGAAUCGGAGUUGGAGUUGACCCUCUGCGUUCAAAGCCCACCUCCUCUCCUCCCAGCAGAAGUGAAGCAGCCGUCGCUCCGUCUCGUCCGUCUUCCUGUUUGUAAAAUAUUUUUAUGUUUGUUUCCGUGUGUCAAUAAAGUUCUUAAUUCUA